GGAGACAAACCUGGCAACCCCCGUUAGAAGGCUCGCUACAUGUAGCAGGAGACGUAACCACUGAAUGCGUUAGUUACGUAGCUAGCGUUGUUAGCAAAUAACAGUCUUCUGUUGAUACGUUGCUUGUAGACCCGGUGAGUUAAAUCCGCGGAUACCUACUUUGUCUUGGACACGGCUCUGCGUGACUGUUGUGUCUUUGUUGACAGCUGUCUUGUCUUUUCAGACUGUAGCCGACGUCAUGCGGACAACAUUAGCUUGUAUUUUUCUGCGGCUAAAGUAGCUAACUGUAGCGCGUAAGCUAGCGUGCAAGAAGAACAGUCUGACUUGGAGGAAGGAAGGAAGCUGAUAAGUUGGAUCACUGCGCAGCGCUGCUUAUGCAAAGGCAGCGCACUUUUUUCCUGGACUCCCGAGUUCGCAGUGUGACGCAUGUAGAAAAGGUGACUGUCUGCUUACCCCGUGUGGCAUUUAACACGGUUUGGUUCAUUAGAAAUCGCUGUUAGAUGGCGUAGCUAGCUGUCAGCAUCGGUCAUCCCCGGCUAGCUGUACUGCGGGGAAGAGCUAACACGCUAGCCUCAAACUUCUCGGGAAGUUGUGCAAGUCAGGCCGAGCUAUCUGACUGAUAUAAUCGACUAUCAAAUCGGUGUUGUAGACGUGUCAUUGACGGACUCUUUCCGCUCCGACCCGCUCCAGUCACAGGACAGAUUCAUGGCAUCGGACGUGAUUGAGAGUGAAGUCGUGCUAAAGGGGUUAGGUGAUAUGAAUUUGAACAAUAGCAGCCCAGACUGUGUCACACCCAGGACGACUCACGAUGAGCUGGGAAACAAACUGGCCUCCAGUCCCUCAUCCUCUGGGGUGUCUGGAGAAGGCAAUGAGGAGGAAUUGGAGGAUUUACCAAAUAGCACGGUGUCACCAGUCAAAAAUGGCGAAGAGGCACUUCAAGAGAGUCCAACCCAAACAAGAGGUACGCCACAGGAAAGGACGACUCCAGACAAUGAGCAGAAACAGCCUGGAGCAAGAAGCUCGACCCCAGUGAGCCUUCCCCAGCCACGUUCACCACCUGGACCCAUCGGAAGUCUUGAGCGCCAAGAGUCAGUCGCCACAACAGAAGCCCGCUUACGCAUGGAAGGAGUGGAACUUAAGGAAGAGUGGCAGGAUGAGGACUUUCCACGUCCCCUACCAGAGGAAGAGGAGCUUGAAGAUGAACUUUUUGCUGGGACAUCUGAGGAGAGAGACCCGGACUAUGUAAUGGACCAUGGCAAGAAGCCAAAGAAAAAGCUUGCAGCUCCCAACAUCAGCCUGACGUUUGACCGCAGUGAGGGAUCGCUUCUCUCUGAUGAGUUGGAUGAAAGUACAGAGCUUGACCUUGAUGACAUUGACACACCCUCAGAUAACAGCAAUGAGUUUGAAUGGGAAGAUGAUCUCCCAAAACCAAAAACCACAGAGCUGCUUCAGAAAGGUGUGGAGUCGGUUCAGGAGUUAUCGGCCACGGAGGAAAGGGAGGAGGGUCGACGCUGGAGGGUGUUUCGUAUCGGAGACCAGGAACACAGAGUGGACAUGAAAGCCAUUGAACCUUACAAGAGGGUUAUCAGCCAUGGAGGUUACUAUGGAGACGGUUUGAAUGCCAUAAUUGUGUUUGCAGUCUGCUUUAUGCCUGAGAGCAAUCAACCAAAUUACAGAUACAUCAUGGACAAUUUAUUCAAGUAUGUCAUUGGCACACUGGAGCUAUUGGUUGCUGAGAACUAUAUGAUAGUGUAUUUGAAUGGGGCGACCUCUCGGAAAAAGAUGCCAACUGUCGGCUGGCUCAGAAAGUGUUAUCAGCAGAUUGAUAGAAGGUUAAGGAAGAACUUGAAGUCUUUGAUAAUUGUCCAUCCAUCUUGGUUUAUUCGCACCCUGCUGGCACUCACAAAACCUUUCAUAAGCUCCAAAUUUAGUCAGAAAAUCAAGUAUGUGUAUAGCUUGACAGACCUCGCAGGGCUGGUUCCUAUGGAGUAUGUGUCCAUACCAGAUUGUAUCAAGCAGUUUGACGACGAAAAAAACAGGAAUAGCCGUAAAAGGAUCGACCAGGACAUGCACGGCAAAGUGGAGAUUGCUGCUGCUGCUGUUCCAGAYUGACCCCCCUGUUGACACUUCGAGAGRGAUGAAAAAUGUUUGGUUCCACAGCCACUCUUAGGUUUUUGUUCUGGUCGACAUGACUGGAGACUUAAAUCCGAACGUCAGGAAAGUGCCUUUUUGAAACUGUGCUGCCUGUUACAUGUGGAACUUAUUGCUGAAUUUCUGUGUCAAGCAGCUUGGUCUUCAGCAUUUUCCCCACAUGCUGUCUGAAAUGGUUUUAAUCCUUUUUACUUCCUGCCGGAGAAUCAUGUCCAACUUAGUGUAUUAGUGUUCCCUAGUUACUGUUGUAUCUACACUUUAUUUAAGGCACUCUUGUUACAAAUGGUUGAUGCAUGCUCUGCUUUAUUACAUUUAAAU
Messenger RNA from Paralichthys olivaceus (Japanese flounder), 2469 nucleotides. The record is from RefSeq and is a predicted model, not a curated record. Lineage: Eukaryota; Metazoa; Chordata; Actinopteri; Pleuronectiformes; Paralichthyidae.